Nilaparvata lugens (brown planthopper) is the source of this 608-nucleotide messenger RNA. RefSeq lists its product as uncharacterized. The transcript is spliced from 5 exons. Gene Ontology annotation, biological process: sensory perception of smell; detection of chemical stimulus involved in sensory perception of smell. The coding region runs from base 2 to 595 and encodes 197 amino acids. The record is from RefSeq and is a predicted model, not a curated record. Gene Ontology annotation, molecular function: olfactory receptor activity; odorant binding. Lineage: Eukaryota; Metazoa; Arthropoda; Insecta; Hemiptera; Delphacidae. Gene Ontology annotation, cellular component: plasma membrane.
UAUGACAGAUUUUGAGACGAUCUACAUACUUUUUGAGGAAAUUGGGAAUGAUUAUCCAGGUUUUGGUGAGAGUGGUAGAAUUGAUAUAGGAAAAACAAAUGAAAUGAGUGAUGUUGAUAUGGAGAGACUCCGCAAAGAUUUCAGGCUAAUAGUGCAGUACCACCAGAACCUUAAUCGGACCCUCAAGGACUGUGCAAUGAUCUCUGGAUAUGGGAUAUUGAUGACGAGUUUGCUAAUUGCUAUUGAUACUUGCUUCAAUAUCUAUUUGAUGUUGCAGGCAAAUAAUCCAAAGAUUGUCAUGAAUUAUGCUGCAUCAUGUUUCUGCAACAAUAUACUGAUGCUCCUCUGCUACUACAGUGGUCAACGCAUUUCUAACCAGAAUGAAAUACUGCGUAGAUUUCUUGCAAAUCUUCCCUGGAUGGAUAAGCCGCAAUGGUUCAAGCAGAGUAUGCUUAUAAUGAUGGCCAGAGCCACUGUCGACAUUGAAAUCAAUCCUUAUGGAGUUUUUGUACUCAACCUCACCUCCUACAAAGAUUUGAUGAAAGCUGCUUUCUCAUUUGGAAAUAUUUUGUACAGGAGGAAGAAAAUGGACUAAUCUUGACAAAAAU